Messenger RNA from Penicillium canariense, 1092 nucleotides. Its product is annotated as DUF92 domain-containing protein. The record is from RefSeq and is a predicted model, not a curated record. The coding region runs from base 1 to 1092 and encodes 363 amino acids. Lineage: Eukaryota; Fungi; Ascomycota; Eurotiomycetes; Eurotiales; Aspergillaceae. The transcript is spliced from 4 exons. Gene Ontology annotation, cellular component: membrane.
AUGAAGCCCAUUAUCGGCAUCCUUGCGGUCGCUGGCCUUGUCUACCGAGCUUGGGCUCGGAAGUCGCUCACCCCACUGGGCCUCGUCGUCGCUGGGGCGUCAGCGACCGCGCAUGUCCUCCACCCGUGGUCAACACCUUUUGCACUCCUCGCGGUUUUCUACUAUGGUGGAACUAAAGUCACAAGGGUCAAACACGACAUCAAAGCACAGAAGACCCUCUCCGCGACAGGCGCGGAGGGGGGCGAGGGGCCUCGCAACCACAUCCAAGUCCUCGCAAACUCAGUUGUCGCGACUGUCCUGAGUGUCGCGCAUGCUGUCGUUCUAUCCAAGAACUCCACCACAGAUUCCUGCUUCUCUCUUGGCCAGAGCCCCGCCGACAUUCUUAUGGUCGGGAUCGUUGCCAACUACGCUGCCGUCGCCGCCGAUACUUUCUCCUCCGAACUCGGAAUCCUGUCUAAAUCGAAACCACGUCUUAUUACAUCCCUCACCCUCCGCGAAGUCCCCUCGGGUACAAAUGGUGGUGUCACCGCUGCUGGUCUUGGUGCUGGCCUACUAGGGUCAUUCACGAUCGCCUUGACAUCCGCACUCGUUCUUCCGUUCUGCCAAAGCAAGUCUGGCAUCCAAGAUCGCGCCCUGUGGACUGUCGCCAUGACAUUCUGGGGUCUUCUUGGAAGUGUUCUGGACAGUGUGUUGGGCGGUUUGUUGCAGGCUAGCGUGGUGGAUAAACGGAGCGGCAAGGUUGUGGAAGGUAGUGGUGGCCGAAAGGUCCUCAUCCAUCCUGGUUCCACGAAGCCAGGAAGCACAUCUGGAAACGCGUCCUCGGCUGAAUCCUCGGGCAGAACUGACCUCCGCAGCACCGAGGCCGUCGCCAAUGCGGCCACUUUGCGAGGGAGCCGUGCCACAGGCACCUCUGCAGGGACACAUACCGGCCGUCCUCACGACGAGAGCCAUGAGAGCCGGCGCGUUGAAACCGGUCAUGACUGGCUGGACAACAAUGGCGUGAAUCUACUUAUGGCCUUUCUCAUGAGCGUGGGGGCGAUGGGUAUCUCACAGUGGGCUUGGGGAGUCGAUUUGCGGGAGCUGUGGGCUUAG